ACUUGGGGUCGGUGCUGGAGGAGUUCCUAGAUAUAUAUAAAUUCCCCCUUAGCCAUUUGAUUCUCUGUUGCUCUCAACCUUGCCUUUGGACUCGGCAUCGAGGUUCAAGAACCCAGACAUCAUCAUACCACUUUGAUUUUUAUCAACACAAGCUUACAAUAAUAUAUAUUCUAUAAUAUAUUACAUCAGAAGUGCUAGAACCCUACUGCUGUGCUUGGUUGGUUGUAUCAGGAGCUGAUUCACACAGAGAGAAAGAAAGAGAGAGGGACAGAGCAAAAUGUCGGAUAGUGAUAAAGAAUUUGACAAGCAGUUUGAGAGUCGCUUAACUCAAACCUUUUUGAACCUUGAGCCGAUUGAUCCUCUGCUGUACAGGAGCACGCACUUGUUCAAGCCGACAUUUGGCCGCGCCGUGUUUGGCGGUCAGGUUGUGGGCCAGGCACUAGUGGCUGCCUCAAAGACGAUGUCCUCAGACCGGGAGGCACACAGUCUGCACUGCUACUUUCUCCGACCAGGUUCUGUAGAUAAACCCAUAUUGUAUUAUGUCAAGCAAAGCCGAGAUGGUCAGACGUACUCAAACCGUUUUGUGGAUGCCACCCAAGACGGCCGAUCAAUCUUCACCAUGAUGGUGUCCUUCAAGAAAGCCGAGUCCGACCCGUUUGAGCAUCAGUUCACCAUGCCUGUCGUCCCACCACCUGAAGACUGUUUAGAGAUCAACGACAUUCUCAAGCAAAGGCUAGAAUUGGAAGACGUAGGUGAGAAGGAGAGAGACUACAUAGAACAUCGUCUCACCGAGGAAGUCACUUUGUUACGGAAACCGACUGAUGCCAAUGUUUACUUCAACUCCUCACCUCUUCCAGCCAAGCAAUGUGUGUGGAUCAAAACAUUAGGACAUUUAGGUAACCAUCAGCCCAUGCACAAAUGCGCAGCAGCCUUCAUGUCAGACACGAUGCUGAUUGGUACAGCACUGCUUCCAGCCGGCCGGCGUACCGGCGGUGGGAGAUUCUUCAUGACCUCUGUGGACCACGCCAUGUGGUUCCAUCACCCCGUACAGGCUGACGAGUGGCUUCUGUAUGAGAUGGAGAGUCCACAAUGUGGGGGUGGGCGUGGCUUCUGCAGUGGCAGAAUGUGGGAUACCAGCGGGAGGCUUGUCUUGUCUGUGGCCCAGGAGGGGGCGGUUCGAACCAUGGAGAGCAAGCCAAGGCCGCGGGUACACGAGGGGCAGGAUGUGGAACAGAGCGGGGACUCUGGUGCUGUCGGUUGCUCAGGAGGGAGUGGUCAGGUCAAGCAAGCCUCGCCUGUAACCUCUGCCUCCGUGACCCCUACAUCAGCUGUGAACCCUCGACCCGUGACCUCCACAUCAACUGUGACCCCACCCACGACCUUGACUAUGACCUCAGCUCCUGCCACUGCUAUAAAUACCUCCAGCUUCUGGUCUGCCAGACUCGGGCAGCAUUUGAUGCGAUUUGCUAAGAGACUUGUGAGAAUUUAAGAUGAUAUUUCUAAAGAAAUAUUGAUAAUUAGAAAAAGAGAGGAUAUAAUCUGUAGAAGAAUUGUGUCAAUGGGGGCACAAUUUUUAAACAAUUUUAAACUUGUGUAGAACUGAUGAAAUCCUCAAAGUCUUUGUUUUUUUGUUUACCAGAGUAUGCCAUAGUGGAAAACCCAAUUUUAAAAAAAAA
Aplysia californica (California sea hare) is the source of this 1676-nucleotide messenger RNA. Its product is annotated as acyl-coenzyme A thioesterase 8. Gene Ontology annotation, biological process: acyl-CoA metabolic process; fatty acid catabolic process. Gene Ontology annotation, molecular function: fatty acyl-CoA hydrolase activity. Bases 278 to 1489 code for a protein of 403 amino acids. The transcript has 8 exons. Lineage: Eukaryota; Metazoa; Mollusca; Gastropoda; Aplysiida; Aplysiidae. The record is from RefSeq and is a predicted model, not a curated record. Gene Ontology annotation, cellular component: peroxisomal matrix.